This is a messenger RNA of Cyprinodon tularosa, 1573 nucleotides long. RefSeq names its product interferon-induced protein with tetratricopeptide repeats 1B-like. Gene Ontology annotation, molecular function: protein binding. Gene Ontology annotation, cellular component: cytosol. The transcript has 3 exons. The coding region runs from base 172 to 1485 and encodes 437 amino acids. The record is from RefSeq and is a predicted model, not a curated record. Gene Ontology annotation, biological process: defense response to virus. NCBI's taxonomy places the organism in Eukaryota, Metazoa, Chordata, Actinopteri, Cyprinodontiformes, Cyprinodontidae.
UCACUCUGCUGUCAGACUUCGGACGGAAAACAAGCUUAUUGCUUUGUCAUUGGACCAACGUGUCACAGUCCAAGAGUUGAACAAUACAGCUUUUUAUGGUGCCGCACCCAAACAAGCAGAACAGAAAGCAAAAAUUAUUUAAAACCACUGUAUCUGGACAGCGGCUGCAGGAUGAGUGCUCAUCAGGAACGAUCAGCACUGGAAUCCAAACUAGUGUCCUUGGAGUGUCAUUUCACAUGGGAUCUGGACAUCAGCAGGUCUAAACUGCUCUGCCUCCGGGAAGCUCUGGAGGACAUUGGCCUCGAGGAGGGAUACUGCUGGCUGGGUCACAUUUAUAACCUGCAGGGCUUCAUUCACCAUCAGCUAGGCCUCAUUGAAGAGGCCCGGCGUUUCUUCUGCAGAGCUGCAGAGGCUUUUCGGCAGCUGAGGAACACCGUCUCAGAUGAAGGCCCCUGGUUGGUGGUCAAUUAUGGGAAUAUGGCCUGGCUACACCUCCAAAUAGGGGAGCAAACACAGACCCAAAAAUACUUGACAAAGAUCGAAGCCCUGAUGAUGGAGUACCCGUCUCCCUCUCUAGACGACCCCCAUCCAGAAAUCUGUGCUGAAAAAGCCUGGACUCUGAUGAAGUUCGGCAGAGAUAAGAAGCUUCUGGCUGUAGAUUACUUCCAGAGAGCAAUCAGGAUGCAGCCGGAUGUGGUGGAAUGGCAAACCAGCAGAGUGUUAGCAUUAGUAAAAGCCUUCAUGCACCACAAGGAAAACUUUGACUCUGAUUUAUUGGAGAAAGUAAAAAUUGCCAAAGAACACGACCCGGAAAACUUGUAUCUUUCUGCUCUUUACCUGGAAGCUCGAGCUCAGAAAGGCACAAGAAUUCAGGAUGAAGCCCGAAAAUUGGCCCAAAGAGUGUUAAGAAAGCCGGUCAGCAGCUAUAGUGGCAUGAAACCUUUACUAAGGCUCUAUAGGAUCUACGUCUCCAUGGAUGAAGCUAUUGAUUUAGCAGAAGAGGCUCUGGAAAGACAUCCCAAUGCACGUUACAUGAAGAAAUGUGCAGCAAUCUGCUACAAAAGGAAAGUCUUCUCCCCGAACAACAAUCACCUCGAGCGAAGCCUGAUAGAGAGAGCCAUUGGUCUUCACAAAGAGACCAUUGCUCUUUAUCCUCAUUCUUCCCUAAAAAUGCAAAUAUCUUUGGCCAACAUAUACGCAAAAUCAAACCGGCGAGCCAACGCUGAGGAGUUGUUUGAGGAGCUGCUCAGAACUGAGCUGGAUCCUGAAGAAGAGCAGAUGGUUUCCAGCUUCUAUGCUAAAUAUUUGCAGUACAGUCAGAAGGAGAGAAACAAAUCCAUCACAUAUUACAUGAGAGCAGCCAUGAUUCCUCACCACAGCUUCUAUAGGGAGGACAGCAUCAGAAGGCUGGAGAAGAUCAGUGAGGAAGAACGGCAACCAGUGAGCAGAGAUAUAGAAGAUUUCCUGCUGCAUUUAUCACAAUGAAUGAGAUCAUGUUCAGUUUUUAAUGUGGGUGGACUUUGAUAAGCAUUUGGCUCCUAAUGUGGGCCACCACUAGAAUAUGCAUGCAAGA